AUGUCAUACGGCCGGGAUCUGUUUGGGGGUCGCGGUCGCGAUACGCCGCCGCAGGGCCCUCCGAGCUACGAUCGACGACCGCCACCGCCCGGUGCGUUUGGCGGACCUCCUCGGCCUCCUCCACAGCAGCAACAGUACCCGCCAGCCAUGCGAGAAAGCGGCGCACGUCGGCCAGUCUCUGGCGGCCACGGACGUGGGUCGUGGUCUCUUACGCCUGUCAAAAGCCCAGAUAAUACCUUCACCUUCCGGAACUUAGUUGCGGUGUCGACUCAAGACAUUCCACCCUCCCGCGAUGGCUCUGACGUCCUUUUGCUUGUCAAUGGCAUGUUCGUCGUAUCUGCGCGACCGAUCGACCAGUUCCAACCCGGAACCAUCGGCCUUUCUGAACCACAAAGAUCAUGGAUGGGAAUUGCUUUGACAGACCAGGUGCAGGUUGAGGUGUACGACGUCUUCAGUCAGGGUUCACAGGCAUAUCUAGGUUCAGUUGAUAUCGAAGUUGGCUUUGCCAGCAAAACAAAGACCCCACAAACACCAUACGACCAGGAUGAUCUAGCGAAAGAGGUUUCGAAGGUCUUUCAAAAUCAGGUCUUUGCCCCCGGACAGCGAUUCCUUAUGGACCUGCGAAGCGUGCCACUCAACCUUGUCAUCAAGACAGUUCAAUUGAUGGAUUUGAACGAGAAGGCGUCAUCCACGCCGCCUGCCUCCGACCCACGAUCGCGGGGCAUACUCACUCCUCAUACUCAGAUGAACUUCUUCAAAGACGCAAAGACCAGCAUCAACAUCAAAGCGUCCACCCGUCGACCGGCCGCCAACGCAAUUAUCGCGCCAGACUUCAAAUUUGAGGACAUGGGUAUUGGUGGUCUCGAUGCCGAGUUCAGCACCAUCUUUCGUCGCGCAUUUGCUUCUCGCAUCUUCCCUCCUGGCUUGGUGGAGAAACUCGGAAUCCAGCACGUGAAAGGCAUGCUGCUUUUCGGCCCUCCUGGUACUGGCAAGACGUUAAUCGCUCGUCAAAUUGGCAAAAUGCUCAACGCUCGGGAGCCCAAAGUAAUCAACGGUCCGGAAGUUCUCAACAAAUACGUUGGCCAGUCUGAGGAGAACAUUCGGAAACUCUUUGCGGAUGCCGAGAAGGAGUAUAAAGAGAAAGGCGAUGAGUCAGGGCUACAUAUCAUCAUCUUCGACGAACUCGAUGCCGUGUGCAAACAGCGUGGUAGUGGUGCGGGUGGUGGCACUGGUGUUGGCGACAGCGUCGUCAAUCAGCUCCUGUCGAAGCUGGACGGCGUGGACCAACUCAACAACAUCCUCCUCAUCGGCAUGACGAAUCGAAAGGACAUGAUUGACGACGCCCUGCUGCGGCCUGGCCGUCUUGAGGUGCAUAUGGAGAUCUCGCUUCCGGAUGAGCACGGUCGACAACAGAUCCUCAACAUCCACACCACCAAGAUGCGUACCAACAAUGUGAUGGACUCGGACGUUGACCUGGCCGAACUCGCGAAGCAGACCAAGAACUUUUCUGGUGCCGAGAUCGGUGGUCUGGUCAAGUCUGCAACCUCGUUUGCCUUCAAUCGACACGUGAAGGUCGGCACGGUGGCCGGUGUUUCCGACGAUGUGGCGAACAUGAAGGUCAACCGAGAGGAUUUCCAGCAUGCACUCGAGGAGGUCAAACCUGCGUUUGGUGUGAGUGAAGAAGAGCUCGCCAAUUGCUUACGCGGCGGCAUCAUCCACUUCUCGCCAUAUAUCCAAGACGUAUUGCAAGAGGGCCGUUUGUUUGUCAGCCAAGUCCGCAACUCGACAUCCACGCCUGUGUUCUCGGUCUGCCUUCACGGGGCUCCAAACAGUGGAAAGACAGCCUUAGCAGCGCAAAUUGCGAUCGACAGCGGAUAUCCCUUCAUCAAACUUAUUUCGCCCGAAGAUAUGGUCGGCAUGUCUGAGACUAUGAAGAUACAGCAGCUCACCAAGGUGUUUAUGGAUGCAUACAAGUCUCCAGCCUCGGUCGUGGUGCUGGAUAGCAUUGAGAACAUUCUGGAAUGGGUGCCCAUCGGCCCGCGGUUCUCCAAUCCCAUUCUGCAGACCCUGAUCACGCUAUUGCGCAAACAACCACCGCAGGACCGUAAGUUGCUGAUCCUAGCUACCACUAGCGACCGGUCUUUGAUGCAGCAACUUGGUAUCUGGAACAAUUUCUCGUCCGACAUUCCUGUUGCGGUGGUGAAGACCUACGAUGAGCUCGGCUACAUCAUGCACGAAAGCAAAGCAUUCAGUCAGCAGGAGAUCCAGGCCUCGAUGAGGGAGAUUCAAGAAACCACGGGCUCACAAGAGGUCGGCGUGGGCAUCAAGAGAGUUCUUCUGGGUAUGGAAACGGCUAAACAGGACGCGGAUAAAGCCUCGAGGUUCGCGGGCGUGAUGGGAAGAGCGAUAGCAGAAAGGUAG
Molecule: messenger RNA, 2421 nt
Organism: Cyphellophora europaea CBS 101466
Lineage: Eukaryota; Fungi; Ascomycota; Eurotiomycetes; Chaetothyriales; Cyphellophoraceae
Exons: 2
Coding region: 1-2421 (806 amino acids)
Biological process (GO): intra-Golgi vesicle-mediated transport; Golgi to plasma membrane protein transport; SNARE complex disassembly
Cellular component (GO): Golgi stack
Molecular function (GO): ATP binding; ATP hydrolysis activity
Source: RefSeq, a predicted model, not a curated record